This is a messenger RNA of Limanda limanda (common dab), 5519 nucleotides long. RefSeq names its product protein phosphatase 1, regulatory (inhibitor) subunit 11 (gene ppp1r11). Bases 212 to 583 code for a protein of 123 amino acids. The record is from RefSeq and is a predicted model, not a curated record. Lineage: Eukaryota; Metazoa; Chordata; Actinopteri; Pleuronectiformes; Pleuronectidae. Gene Ontology annotation, molecular function: protein phosphatase 1 binding; protein serine/threonine phosphatase inhibitor activity. Gene Ontology annotation, cellular component: nucleus. The transcript has 3 exons.
UCACUUGACGGCAGCUUGACUUUGUGUUGGCCUCACCUCACUAAGGUGUUCAGCGCGCCCGAGUCGUCAGGUCAGCAGCCCUCCACUUACAGCUGUUUGUGGUCCAAACAACCGAGUUGAGCGGCUCCAGCCAUAACAACACCAUAUUACAAGUUUCUUCUUUUACACCAGAAAGCUAGCUAACGAUAGCGUUAGCACAGCAGCUCCAGGGAUGGCGGAGGCUCCCGGGACAUCAAGUGAGACGAUAACGGAGACUGUUCAAACUAGCACACCGCCCCCACCCCAGCAGGAGGGAAGAAGCCUGACAAUCAAGCUGAGGAAGAGGAAGACUGAGAAGAAGGUGGAGUGGUCCAGUGACACUGUUGACAACGAGCACCUGGGAAGAAGGUCUUCAAAGUGCUGCUGUAUCUAUGAGAAGCCACGACAGUUUGGAGAGUCGUCCUCUGAAAGCGAGGGAGAUGAUGAUGAAGAAGGGUGUGGCAGCGCUCACUGUAUCCUGGGCCAUGGAAGGAGAGACAAUGGACAGAGCGGGUCUGGGGGUGCCACAGUGCCCCCAAACACUGGAGGGUCUCAUACCCACUAAAGAGCUAUGUAGGCUGAUUGUGGGAUUUUGAGUGGUUUCUCACCACAGCAUUGCCGUAUUAAAAAACUGCACUCUUUUUUUGAGUUACAUCACUGAGAUACAGGCAGGCCGGAUGCUGCGUUCUAGUCAUGAGUCAUAAUCUGUACUGCUGCUCUGAGAAACACAGAGUAACACAAAUCUGGCAGAUAAAAGACAAAACCAGGAAUCAGCAUACGGAGACAUUCAAUUUUAAGUCAUUCUCUCAUUUCAACAAAUAAACGCAUGCUCAGUAUUGUGCCAAUUAACAUGAAUGAAUGAUAUAUACAAGCUUAAAUUUCUCUUAUCUAAAGCUUUUAUCUCAAAGGACACAUGAUGUGAUAAUAAUAGGUUCUAAAGGACUGUACCAGUGUUUAUGCUUGUUUUAGCCCUUUUGCUACACAGCACACACAAAGUGAGAGGUUUUUCAAAAGCAUGAUAUAGGGUGACACAAUUUGAAAAUGCUAAUAGCGGUGAUAAUAGUUGUCCAUUACAGUGAACAUCAUCUUGGCUUUUAUUUUUCCCCAGUUUUUGGAAAUUCAAUUGUUGAUUUUUCACAUCAACAUCUUCAAUCUACGGAAUAUAUGGAGUUGUCAUGAAACUUUGAAUGACUAGGGUAAUGUAGAGAAUUUGACCAGUAGUCUAAAAGACAAAAAACACUCAAACAUAUAGACUUAACUAAUACACUCAACAAGUAAGUCAUUAGAGAAUAAUGCUAAUAAGUUAUUAAAUAUGAAAAAAACAGAUGUAAAAUGAAAGUGCAGCAUGCCAAGGAAAAUGUUCGGCAGCGCAGCAGCAUGAUUUAACACUGAUUUGUCAUAAAUGAGCUCAAACAAAUAAAAACACGCUUUUAUGGUGUACAGUUAUGUCACCAUGUCAAACAAACUGCAAACAAAUGGAUCAGUGGUUUAAAUUAACAUUUCUGUUCCCCUUUCAACAGUAAAAACAUAGUUGAUGUUGGGCCAACUAUUAGUGUUUAAUGUACAAAUGUGAUGGCAUACAGUGGUGGAAGUAGAACUUCACUAAUACAUUACAUACCUGUGGAUCAUUUUCAAGAAUGUAAGCGGCAGGUGUCUGACAGUAUCAAAAAAAACCACAACAGUGUAGAGUGCUUUGGAAAAUGUUCAUCAGCUGUGAUUUGUCAUGAAAGAGCUAAAACAAACGUCAGUGUCUUUAAACCUUUGCUCUAAACUCACUCCAUCACGUUGCACUUUCUCCAGCAGCAGAUUGGAAGUUAUGACUGAGGCGUCUCUGGACCGCAGCACACAGUUUGGACAGUGGGACAGGGAUAGAUACAGUCUGCCUGUGUAUUUAGCUCAUGACAAAGUGGCAGAGUUAAUUGUAUAUAAUUCAAGUUAUCACUUUUUAUUUAUUUAUUUAUUAGCUGGUCUUAAUUCUAUACUUGCUAAUGCUCGACAUGCAAUCAACCACAGUCUGUAGUAACAUUGCAUUUAUACUCCAUGAUGUGUGGUUUAAAAAGUGGACACCCACAGAGAUCCCAUUUUAACAUUUAUUGUCUGAUUAUGUUGUAACAAUUACUGACAAUAUAUAUACGUGAUUACAUCAUUACUACACAAGCUUUUAGCACAGUGAGUAUAAUUUGUCAGAGCCAGGUUAUCCAUAUGAGAGAGCUAAGCCCCAUGUGGCUAAUAAAUUACAAAUUGUAUUAAAUUACUGAUUUAACACAAGUCUGGAUUUUUUGCGAGCUUGUCAUAGCAGCAAGCCUUUAAACACAAACCUACUGUUUUCUGAAAACUUAAUUGUCAGAAAUCAGAUCAGAUCCUUUCUGCCCAGACUAAAACGGAAUUGUGGAUUUGUUUGUCACAUUUAAGUAAAAUGUAUAUCUAAUUGAUCAGUCAGGCUACACCACAACAGAAGAUCAGUUCACGUCACUAAUCAAACCUCUAACUGCAUCGGAAGGACCAAGUUGUCCAAGAGAGGAUGAUCAGAAUCAGUUGAGCUGGAUUAAUUCAUCAUGUUUGGAGAACAUGUCCCUGAUCUUCAACAAUGUGUCACGGAAAUGAUCUAAUUGUUCUUCCAAACUCACCGAACUCUUGUCAGCUCAAUCUACUAACAUGUGGAAACAUGUUCUCUCAUAAAUGGAUCAGAAAGUUUCUUGUAAAGGUUAAAUCAUGGUUAUAGGGAAAACAGUGAUAUUGUUCACUCUGUGCACUUUUUCAUCCUCCCAAAUUAUUACUUGUAUAACCCUUACAGUUUCAGCUGUACAUGCAAUUCUGUGCAUACAGUCAGCAUAUAUGAAGAGAAAGAUAUUUAAUGAUGGACGAAUUAAUUAACUUACAACUUAAAUUGAGAUAUUCUUUUUUUUCAUUUAUAAUUAAUACCAACUUAGAAAGUUCUCUCAACGAAGCCAAGACAAGAAAUGAUGGUAGUGGGACAUAAAGCAUUGCCAACUGUUGUAACUAUUUUAAAGAUAAAAUUUACUAGAUCUGUUAGCGUAAAACCAAGUUGAAAUCACGUUGAAUGCAGUGAACAUUUACAAUAAUCGUUUCUUCUAUGGAAUAAAAAGGAGUAAAUUCUACUUGUACAAUCAAUUGAAUCACAAAAGAGUAACAUAACAUAUUAAUCUAUGUAUGCUUGAUAACCCUGUAUCAGGAUUCAAGUUAGAUUCAUCCGUCAUCAGAUCACUGAAAACAGUAAUACCUCCUGUCAGUCAGAGGCUUCAUUUCAAAGUAAGAAUUGAACACUGAUACUGUAUCAACUGAUUUUAAGCAAUAUAUAUUUGCAGACAUUAUUGGCUGAUAUAUUAUUCAGUUAUUCAAAAGCUGAGAUGUUCUCAGUACGGCCUUUAAAAACUCUGUUCUGACUAAUUAAAAUAUGUUUGAAGGUGAGGAGCUGUUGCACAAAAAUAGAUUUUUAGUUUACCUUUGUGAGAUAACUUACUUUAAAAAUGGUCCCUUCUCCUAUGUUGGAAGACCUUAUUUAGCUGGAUGAAUUUAUCCGAAUAACACGCUGUGUAUGGGGAUAGGUCGUGAACUGUUUCUGUGGGUCUAAACUAAAAAACACAAGAGACACGUAGUUGUGUUAAAUUCAGUACCCAGAGCUCAAUAGCUGCCAGUUCAGUUCUCAGCUCCACAUACAAAGCUUUUCACCUUUGAUAACAUUUGCAAAGCUGUUUUCUGUACAGUUUGCUGAUUAGACACUGUUAUUUCUUUGUAUGACAACAUUAGAUUCCAUUAAACCUCAUUAACAGAACGGGUGCUGGUAUUUUCUCUAUUUUCUAAAUCCUCUGCUGCUUUUCUUUUGCAUGUUUUUAUAUGAGAAUUUAUUUUCACUGGACAAUCCUAGACCUUUGCAUUAAAGGAAGGUUUGUAGAACUUUUUCUCUGUGUUGGAUGUUAAUGAGUGAAGUGAGAAUGGAGGAUAAUUGAGUUGUCAUGCAAAGUUUAAUUGUUACAGUUUUUCUCGAUUGCUUAAGCACGAUUUUGAAAACAGGGCCUGGUGUUUCAAAACACUACACACAAUUAGCACAACCACACACCCAAUCAACAGAACACCUCUGAUCCUUUGCAAAAUGAAACACUCGUAAAAACUAUACACUAAUUUAUCAAAACCAUAUUUUGUUACCAUAUCAAAUACACACGUUUCAUAUGACUUAAUUCUGUUUGAGCCAGUUAAACACUGCUGUUGCUAACCUGAAACACUUUUAGCAAGUGAAGUUCACAGAGAAAGUGCCAAUAGACAGUAAAUUCUAUUUAUUUUACACAAGUCCAAUGCUGCAGACUCAUGAAAAUAGAAUUUUUUUCUCUCCAUAUACCAAAAUCAGUCAACAUGUCAACAUGGAGAAUCACAACAAAACAUGUCCCAGUUUCAUGCUACGACAGGAGUGUGCAUAACACUGUAAGCUCAGCAAAUAUCAGACAAACAGAAAAUUCAGGAUUUCCUCUGCAUCCAUCUGUAAAACUCUCCGAAAUACAGUAAAAGACAAGAUUGUGUAGUUCAGCAUAGGUCUGGUAUACAGUACAUUUACAUUAUAAAGGUUACGUGUGCAGAAUGCAACAUCACAGUGCUAAAGAGAACAAUGCACACCUCAUCAUACUCAUGCUGCAGCCGCAGCCUUCUCUGUGGAUUCCCCCUUUCACCCUCACUCUUCUUUUUUUUUAGCACAAGCUCCAUUGUGGUUGAAGACAGGUGAACUCAGCUGCUGCUUUUCUAUAGUGCUUAAACCUGAUUGGUGUGUCUAAAAUUAAGCAAUCAUGUGUUUGCGCACCUGAUGGCUGUGUUUAACCAAUCGGCUCAUAAGGGGGGGGUCAUUUGACAGUCAGUGCUUAGGAAUUGCAAGGACGUGACAUCCUGAUAUACUUCUGUGUCUAAUGUAUACAAGUGUGUUUAGUGUUUUGCAAAUAAGUGUGAAGAUGCCAUUGUGCUUAUAGUGGUGCAGAUCUGGGCUCAUGUUUUGCUCCUUGAGUGUAAGGUUUUAUAAUUGUGUAAUACUUUUGAUUUAAGUGUUAAUGCAAUCAAAAAAAACUGUAAUGCACUUGUCCACUCAAUAUCUUGGACACCCAUAUGUUCCCAUUACAUUCAUCUGCACAUCAGUAGGAAAAGAGAAAUCUAUGACUUGACUCUAUGAACUCAUGUGACUGUGAGUGACUGAAGUUCUUAUUGCAGUGGGGUGGAUCUCUGAAGAUGAAGAAGUCCAGUCCUGUCACAGCUAAUGUGACGGACCAAACAGGGCAUACUGAACUACCUGUAUGAAAACUCACCUCCUUGUCCAUGCUUGAUUAGUGACAGUGAUACACGCUCAUUCACUUCAUUUAUGCCUACACUUUUUGUUCCACGCAAACACAUAGACAUUGUUACAUAUGUACAUUGCUGUACGGGUUAUGCACUGUUCUGUAUAUACUUUUCAGCAUAAUGAGAGCAGAUUUAAUGUGAAUUAAAGUUUUGAACUGAUAAAACUGGAA